AGGCGGAAGUGGAGCAGCCGGGCUCGGGCAGCAGAGGCGAGCUGGGCAGAGGCAGGACUCUUAGGAAUCCAAGAACUCGGUGAUUCCCUAUGCUUUCAAACAGGACUGUGCACAAUAACGUGGAAAGAAAGAGGUGGUGAGCGAUGACCGAACUGCAGACCCUGGUGGAGCGAUUGGAGAAGGCUGUCGGUCGCCUGGAGGUGAUGUCUUGUCCUGGCAAACAUGGCAGUGAUGGAGAUGGCCCUCCGAAAGGAAUCGCUGAGCAUGUGCAAGCUUUUGACACGCUCCUGACAGGAACAGUAGCUGAAUACAUGGCAAUAAGCAGAGAAAUCGGCGGUGAUGUCCAAAAACAUGCUGAGAUGGUCCACGCAGGAUUAAUGACAGAGAGAGCUCUCCUGUUGACAGCAUCUCAGUGCCAGCAACCAGCAGCAAAUAACUUCUCAUCCCUGCUGAAGCCCAUAUCGGAGAAGAUCCAAGUGGUGCAGAGCUUCCGGGAGAAGAACCGUGGCAGCAAACUGUUCAACCACCUCUCGGCGGUUAGCGAGAGCAUCCCUGCGCUAGGCUGGGUUGCUAUGGCCCCCAAGCCAGGCCCUUACGUGAAGGAAAUGACCGAUGCCGCCAUGUUUUAUAGCAACAGAGUCCUCAAGGAAUACAAAGAUGUAGAUAAGAAGCAUGUGGACUGGGUGAAAGCAUACCUGUGCAUCUGGAAAGAGCUGCAAGAGUACAUUAAGGAGUACCACACCACCGGGCUGACAUGGAACAAGACGGGACCCAUAGCAACAGCUGGGGGGAGUGGGUCUCCGGCUGCUCCUGCUCCUCCUUGUGGUGGCCCCCCACCCCCGCCACCUGGCCCCCCGCCUCCUCCCGCUCCUGCUCCCACAAGUUCUGGCUCCGAUGACGCUGCAUCCCGCUCGGCGCUCUUUGCUCAGAUCAACCAGGGAGAAGCCAUCACUUCUGGCCUGAAGCACGUUUCCGAUAACAUGAAAACCCACAAGAACCCGUCGCUGAAGACCCAAGGUGGCCCUAUGCGGACGGGACCAAAGCCCUUCACAGCGCCGAAGCCAGGCUGUGCUACAAACGCCUUUCAGAAACUGCCCCCAAAGAAGGAACCUCCUGUCCUGGAGCUGGAGGGCAAGAAGUGGAGAGUGGAAAACCAAGAGAAUGCCUCCAACUUGGAGAUCAGCGACACCGAGCUGAAGCAGGUGGCCUAUGUUUACAAGUGCAUGAACAGUACACUCCACAUCAAAGGGAAGAUCAACUCCAUCACACUGGAUAACUGCAAGAAACUAGGCCUGGUGUUUGACAACGUAGUGGGCAUUGUCGAGAUCAUAAACAGCCGAGACAUUCAAGUCCAGGUAUUGGGUAAAGUGCCAACCAUUUCCAUCAACAAGACCGACGGUUGUCAAGUGUACUUGAGCAAAAGCUCCUUAGACUGUGAGAUUGUCAGUGCCAAGUCUUCAGAGAUGAACGUCCUUGUCCCGACAGAUAGCGGCGACUUCAACGAGUUUCCAAUCCCUGAACAAUUCAAGACACUGUGGAACGGGCAGAAGUUAGUCACCACCGUGACGGAAAUAGCUGGAUAAGCUUACCUGGCACCCUUGCCCCACUUCUGCUGUGGGACAAAUCUGCUUAUUUUUGGAUGAUUUUUAGAUUUCCUGUACCUUUUCUGCUCUCAAUCUGCUUCUGUCUUCUCCCCGAGAGACUUGCCUACCUGCCUUCACUGAAAAUACCUCAGGCUGGGAUUUGGGGUAGGGUAGCAGGCUUGGUGGGUCUUGAUUCUGUUGAUCAGCAGGAAAGUGUGGUGUUGCCCCUCAACCAGACAAAACCACAUCACCAAUCAAUUUGUCUGUUUGCUGACUUUGAAGCCAGUGAGAAUGCCUAGCUUACAGAUUUUUUGUGUUGCAUUUCCCCUGCUUCAUUUUGAGAGGAGCACUAUCCCUCGGGUGGGGGCGGGAGUAUCAGGGUAUAGAGUCCCCAGUGAUGUGUGUUAAGUGUAUCUGGCAGGUGUAUGUUGGGAAGUACAAGGGAAUUGACUAAUUCUGCUAAACUAAUCUAAUCAGGGGUGUUGGAAGAUUCCAGGAAUGGCUUUGCUGGACCAAAGGCUGGAGAUUGGGGGGUGUAUAGCAUUCCUUCUCCUCCCUGAUGUUUUCCCUUUCCUAUGUGCUCAGUAUAAAAUUCUGUGUUGUGCCAUGAUGUUGGAGGAAACCUCUGUUACAGGUGCCACAAGACCACCCUGGGACAGACCUCCAACUCCAAGCCAGGAGUCUGUCCAGCAGCUCACAAGCUGCUGCUAACCCACUUCCAUGAAGCCCUCUUCCAAAGGGAAAACUGUGCCCAAAGGGUCCCUCUUCUGAGCAACUGAACACUGUUCAGUCUUCCAGGACAGUUCUUCUUGGAGUUCAUCUCUCUCCUUUUUUUUCUCUAGGGAGAGGUGGGCAUUCUUCAUUCCAAGUCCAGUAUUUAAUUACUUGUAAGCACAAGUUUGCUGUAGUUGGUUUUGCCAUUUAUCAAAGUUUAUUUACACUGUAGAGUCCAGAAGAACUUUUCCUCUAACUGCCUGGCUGCCCUUUUCCCUGUUGCUUGGCUUUCUCCCCUCCUUCUCUCCUUGCAGAAAGUUCAGCACGUUAGCAAGGCACUGCAACGUAGCAUCAAAGCUGGGCACUGUACUGAACCAUCAAGAGGAGCUGCCUGUGCAUCUUGGAUAGCCUAAGCAUAUCUUCUUUUCCUCCUCGCCAUGUUGAUUUUUUUCCACUGAAAUGAAACUUAACAAAAGAUAUGCAAUCUCUCUUAUUUUUGAGACUGUCCUGUGACUUGUACUUCUCUCCUGAGGCUUGUGGAAAUAAAAAAAUCUCUGUUCAGUACUCAAAAUUAUACUGAAGAUAGAAAUGCCAA
This is a messenger RNA of Hemicordylus capensis (graceful crag lizard), 2892 nucleotides long. RefSeq names its product cyclase associated actin cytoskeleton regulatory protein 1 (gene CAP1). Gene Ontology annotation, biological process: cytoskeleton organization; cell morphogenesis; regulation of adenylate cyclase activity. NCBI's taxonomy places the organism in Eukaryota, Metazoa, Chordata, Lepidosauria, Squamata, Cordylidae. The transcript has 14 exons. Gene Ontology annotation, cellular component: cytoplasm. Bases 144 to 1583 code for a protein of 479 amino acids. The record is from RefSeq and is a predicted model, not a curated record. Gene Ontology annotation, molecular function: actin binding; adenylate cyclase binding.